GUAACGGACAGUGCAUUAAACGACAAAAUGCGUGCCAUAGUGUCAAGUGUCUGUGUUAUCCUUCUGUCGGUUGUCGUGGUGCACGGGUCGUUGAACGAUGAGUAUGACAGUGAUAAGCGAUACCAUCCGAGACUCCCCGAUGAAAAUGCACCUGUGAAGUCCUCCAGGAAUGCCGAAGAUGAGCAAACGAUCGAAUACUGGAGAAAUCAGGCCAAAGCAACAGUGGAAAAGCAUUCGAAACGAACAGAAAACAAGAACAUUGCCAAGAAUGUGAUCAUGUUCCUGGGCGAUGGGAUGUCUAUCUCCACCGUUGCACUGGCAAGAAUUCAUGCAGGAGGUGAAGAGACUCCGCUAUCCUUCGAACAGUUCCCUUACACCGGUAUGGCGAAGACGUACUGCGUCAACAACCAGGUACCCGAUUCGGCUUGCACAGCCACAGCUUACUUAGCUGGAGUGAAAAACAACCUAGCCACGAUCGGUGUCAAUGCGCACGUAAAGACUAGGAAUUGUGUAGCUGACCAGAAUCGAUCACAUCAUACAACUUCCAUCGGUCAGUGGGCAAUCGAUGCGGGAAAAGAUUCCGGAAUAGUCACUACGACACGUGUCACACACGCUUCCCCUGCCGGUGUCUUUGCACAUACAGCGUUCCGAGAUUGGGAAAAUGAUUUCUACGUGAAAGAGGACGGUUGUGAUCCGGAUGUUGUUGAUGAUAUUGCGGAACAGUUGGUGUACGGUGAGACUGGUUCUCAGUUGAAAGUAAUUCUAGGUGGAGGACGUCGUGAGUUCAUGGAUCGAGAUAUCCAUGAGGACUACGAGACGGGCAAGGGAGGAUAUCGAUCCGAUGGAAGACAUCUGAUCAAUGAGUGGAUCCGGAAUGGUCCCGUCGGAGAGAAUCGCACGUUUGUGUGGAAACGAUCGGAUCUGCUGGCGGUGGAUCCUUACCGAACGGACCGAUUGCUGGGACUGUUUGAUCCAAGUCAUUGUGAAUUUAAUUUGGAUAAAGUGGAAAAUAACUUGGACGAAGAACCGACACUCUCCGAGAUGGUAGACAAGGCAACUGAUAUCCUCAGUACAAACCCGAAUGGGUUCUUCCUAUUUGUGGAGGGAGGUCGUAUUGAUCACGGACAUCAUGAAAAUCAGGCGAAAUAUGCCGUUGAUGAAACGGUAGAGUUCGCGAAAGCGAUCGAGCUGGCACGCCACAAGUUCAGCGAGGAAGACACCUUAAUUGUGGUGACGUCAGAUCACUCGCACAGUGUCAGCUUUGCUGGGUAUCCGAGUCGUGGAAAUGACAUCUUUGGCACGGCUGGAAAUGGCGGCGAUGGAGUUCCUUACAUGACCAUCAGCUACGCCAAUGGACCGGGCUAUAGGAAACACGUUGAUGUGGAAGCUGGCAAAAGGCUGGAUGUGCGUCAGAUGGACCGAUCGAAGACAAACUUUGUGUUUCCUUCCACAUUGCCUACGUAUCCCGAAACGCACGCAGGAGAAGAUGUGGCCGUGUACGCAUCCGGACCGUGGUCUCACCUGUUUACCGGAACGUACGAGCAGAACCUCAUUCCACACAUGAUGGCGUACGCUUCGUGCCUUGGAAACGGGAUGAAGGCAUGUGACUGAGCUGCAGUACAACAAAAUGUAUUAACCACCAGAUGCCAGGUGGUCUAAGAAAUGUUUAGAGCCCUAAGUAACAAUUGAGAUAAUAAUAGGAGAGAGGAAGAUAACUGUAUUGUAAUGAUUGAAUAGUUUCUAAGAAACGAAGUGGUACUUAAAACGAAGAGCCUCACAAUCAUAACGGCUCAACAAUCAAACGAGAAAUUUACCCAGGAAGUCAUAGGGAAUUCUUUCGACUGGAUCACAUUUGAAACAAUUAUUCGCAUCACGUGAGACGUUGUGAGGAGUGAUCUUUCUGAUAACCUAAGCUCAAAAUUUAACGAAUCUGGAAGUCAUUAAAAUUCAAAACAUUUGCAAAGACCUGGACCGUUCCAAGUGUUAGCAAUAUUAAAGACGCUACAGAUGAUGUCACGAUUGGUCUCCUCCGGCUGGUGUGGGUUAGCUUUGGUAAAUCCGUAUUAAACUCUAGAGUAGCCCAAUCCUUCCCUCCGGCUAAUUGCAAAGCAGCUUACAGCAAAUUUGAUUGUUUUCGAACCACCUCGAACUAACAUUUACAAUUUGCAUCAUAUGGUUGAAGGACGGCAUGUGAAAAUCAUACCCGCCAGGAUGAGAAGCUACCCUUUUGGCCAGUUACACUAAACGGUAACGGCUGCAAUAGCAAACGACAUCGAAUGUUUGUGCAAAAGGUUACCCCGGGCUUUCCGAAGAUGCGCUCUGUUUUAGCAAAGCGCAAGGAAAACAAUGCACCCUGCAUCCUGAUGACCCGUAAGUGCACUUGUGUAAUUUGCAUGAUUGCAUUAUGGUUUGUAAUUGCAAUGGGUUGCUAAUGGGCUUGAAGGGCUUUUUGUGCUGUUGCUUCGGGCAACCGAGGACGUCUCAACUGGAUCGCUUUCGAAAGACGUCCAGCUUGUUUGUAGUGAUGUUUUACGAGACGUAUCGCAAUAGUUGUGAACGAUUUUGGAACGGAAUCUUUACGGAGUUUUAAAGGCAGAGCUUACUUAAAUUAUCAGGAGGAAAUUUGAUAACCUUCUCCUCCUUCUUAGUAUUAAAUCAAAUCCUUGAACUAUCACGAGAAAUGUGACAUUAAAGACUAAUAUUUUUUUUUGCAGUUUGUUUCAAAC
Anopheles moucheti is the source of this 2726-nucleotide messenger RNA. Its product is annotated as alkaline phosphatase-like. The coding region runs from base 28 to 1611 and encodes 527 amino acids. Gene Ontology annotation, molecular function: alkaline phosphatase activity. The record is from RefSeq and is a predicted model, not a curated record. Gene Ontology annotation, biological process: dephosphorylation. NCBI's taxonomy places the organism in Eukaryota, Metazoa, Arthropoda, Insecta, Diptera, Culicidae. The transcript is spliced from 4 exons.